Molecule: messenger RNA, 2661 nt
Organism: Pistacia vera
Lineage: Eukaryota; Viridiplantae; Streptophyta; Magnoliopsida; Sapindales; Anacardiaceae
Product: nucleolar complex protein 2 homolog
Exons: 14
Coding region: 155-2278 (707 amino acids)
Biological process (GO): ribosomal large subunit biogenesis
Cellular component (GO): Noc1p-Noc2p complex; nucleoplasm; Noc2p-Noc3p complex
Source: RefSeq, a predicted model, not a curated record
AACUUUCCAUGAAGUGAACUAAUCGCCGAACCUCAACUUCCUUUUGUUAAUUACGUGUAAGUCCCCCGUACUUUUGGAUAUUUCACUUUAACCACUUCCCGUUUUCACAACGAGCAGUUGCCAGCUACUCUAGCCGGGUUUUUCGAUAAAAAAAAUGGGAAAACUCGGGAAGAAAGCAAGGAAGUUCGCCAAGAAGAAUCUGCAGUCUGUGUUAAAAAGAAAGCGAAAGAAUAAGUCUAUGUUCAAGAAGAAAGCUUCUAAAAAAGAUGAGAGGGAUGCAGCUGAAAACAAAGAAGAAGAGGCGCGAGAAUUAUCUAAUAGAAGAAACCAUGAAGGUAUGGAUAUUGAGGACACAUCCCUUGAUGAAAUAUUUAGUGAAGACGAUAGUGACGUCGACGGAGAUGAUUCAGGCAGUGAUGGAUAUCUUUUAGAGGACUCAAGUGAUACAUAUGUAGCUGAAAGUCAUCUGGAAGAGAACGGAGCUGGUAUGGAGUCAUCUGUGCAGAACCAAGAAAUUCUUUCAGAACUGGAGAGUAAAAUGAAAAAAUUGGAAAGACUGAAAAAAAAGGAUCCAGAAUUUUCAAGGUUUUUGGAAAGUCAUGAUAGGGGUCUCAAAUCAUCCAGAAAUGAAGAUGCUUAUUCAGAUGAUGAUGAGACAAGUAAUGAUGACAUAAAUUCAGUGGAUGAUGAUGGCCCAAAUUCACAUAAGAACAAGCUCUUGACCAACUCUGUUGUUAAUUCUUGGUGUAACCUAAUUAAAGAGCAGCAGAGUGUGCCUGCCCUUAUUAGUCUACUAAAUGGGUAUCGAGCUGCAUGCCACUAUGGAGCUGAAUCAACUGGUGCCCUUGAUGCCGGCUCCAGCUGUAGAAUUCAAGAGAGUGAAACCUUUUGCAAGAUAUUGACAUUUGUGCUUCAUGAGGCUGAUAAUGUAUUUCGUGGGAUGCUGGGAAUUUCAUCCUCAUCUAGCAAGAGGGGGACCAUUUUGGAACUGAAGAAUACUCCAAAAUGGAAAACUCUGAGGCCACUUAUCAAGUCUUAUUUGAGAAGUACCAUGUUCAUGCUGAAUCAGGCUACAGACUCUGAGAUAUUAGCUUUAUCCUUAAGCAGGCUUAGAGCUUCUGUAGUAUUUUUUGCUGCUUUUCCUCCUUUACUGCACAGACUCAUCAAGAUUGGGGUUCAUCUGUGGGCAACUGGUGAAGGGAUUUUAUCAUCUCACUCCUUUCUUCUCUUACAAGAUGUGUCUUCUGUGUUUAGUUCAGAUUUCUUCGAUAUUUGCUUAAUUAAAAUGUUCAAAGCCUUCAUUGGUCACUGCAAAUUUGUGGAGCCAGCUCUAUUCAAACACAUACAAUUUCUAAGGAACUCUUUUGUUGAGCUGUGCUCUCAAGAUCUGCAGAAAUCAUCAAGCAAGGCAAUGAUUUCCAUCCAGAAAAUGUCUAGGAUACUGCAGUUAGGUCUACAAACAAAGAAGAAGGAAGCAGUGAAGAAGAUAUGCAGUUGGCAGUUUACUAACUGCAUUGAUCUCUGGGUUACCUAUAUAUCACAUAAUGUGCACGAUUAUGAUCUUCAGCCGUUGAUUUAUAUUAUCAUUCAGAUUAUAAAUGGAGUGGCUGUACUUUUUCCAGGACCAAGAUAUCUGCCUUUAAGACGCAAAUGUGUUGAGUGGUUAAAUCAUCUCUCUAGUGCUAGUGGAAUUUUCAUCCCUGUCACUUCAUUGGUGUUGGAUCUUUUGGGAUAUAAAAUAGGAAAGGAGGGUGGGAAGCCUGGGAAGGACUUCAACUUUUCAUCUGCAGUGAAGUUGCCAAAACAUUUGCUGAAAUCCCGAAACUUCCAAGAAGAGUGUGUUUUUACUGCCAUUGAACUGCUUUCAGUGCACUUUGCUCAGUGGAGUUACAACAUUUCUUUUCCUGAGCUGGCAACUAUUCCACUCAUUCGUCUAAGGAAGUUUCACGAAAAAACUGCUAUUGAGAGUUUCCGGCGAGUUGUGAAACGCUUUGUUGAUAUGGUGGAGCAGAACAUUGAAUUUGUGCGAAAGAAGAGAGAGGAGGUGGCAUUUUCACCGAAAGAUCAGCAGUCCGUUGAAACAUUUCUUCAGCUUGAGAAGCAAAGUGGCAAUGCCCCAUUUACACAAUAUUACAAAAGUGUCAUGGAAAGGGCUGCUUCUGGGAGUCUUAUUUUGAAUGGAAAGAUAAGUAAUUACAGUUGUAACAAUUUUGCCGCAGUUUCCUUGAGCAGAAGAAAUCAAAAAGGAAAAGAGGACAACAAUCAACUGUCACCAUAGAUGCUAGCUAGUGCCAAUGGUGAAGAGCAGCCGGAGAAAAAAAAUAAGGUAGACCCCUCGUUCAAUGACAAAAGAAGAGAUAGAAAUCGAGGCAGAAUUGAAAAGCUUGAAGGUUAAUGCCUUCCUACCAUCAAAUUUUGAUGCCAUGUGAUGUGAAAGUAAGAAGGUUGAGAUGUUUCUUUGGUGGCAAUUUCUUAAAGCAACUGUAUUGCAUGAUGUAAUGCUCAUUUAGGCUUGUGGAAGUUAUUCUGAUUAUGAAAUACAUAUGCAAAAGGGAAAAAUUUUGUUUACGAUAUUAGAAAAGGGAAAUUAAAUUUUGGAACACCAUAUUGUCAACUUAUGUAUUGUUGAUCUCUGAGUAGAGGUGGAUGAAUUUUAUUUUA